Seriola aureovittata is the source of this 1075-nucleotide messenger RNA. Its product is annotated as N-lysine methyltransferase KMT5A-like. The transcript is spliced from 2 exons. Gene Ontology annotation, molecular function: protein binding. The coding region runs from base 273 to 1016 and encodes 247 amino acids. The record is from RefSeq and is a predicted model, not a curated record. NCBI's taxonomy places the organism in Eukaryota, Metazoa, Chordata, Actinopteri, Carangiformes, Carangidae.
CAUUGUGAGGGCCAGUCAGCUGCUGGCUAAGCUCGCUGGUGACUCAAGGUAAAGAUGUCUUAUAUUUGUCAACAAUUAAUACAAUCAACAAUUUGUAAACAUAAUCAAACCCACCAUCAUUUAUAUGUAGGCACACUGAACACUUAUCUAAUACUUUUCUUCUCCUUCUUCUCUUAUGUAGUGUUGAGUCUGUGGAUGAGGGUCCCAGUCAUGGUACCCGUGACGCUGCUCGCAAUGCUGCCGACAAGCCUGCCUGUACUACAAAUGUGCAGAUGGAUGUCCAAGCAGCAUUUGACAAACUGCUGGAAACGCACCCGGUGACACUGGACGGGGACGUGCCAGACAAGACUGAGCGCAGAAAGGUGUCACCCGACUGUCAGCGGCAGUUGUACGAGCGUUGGCUGAAGGCACAGAUGAAACUGCGCGUGCAGCAUGUUCUCUCAUACUUCUGCCGACGUCUCCCAACAGAAAACCGGGUCAGCACCUGGAUUGCUAAGCGGGGAUGGAAGAAAAACCUCCCCAUCUCUGCCAAUAUCAUAAAGGAGUGGAAGCCCUCAGGAUCUGUGGACAUGGUCAUGGAUUCUAGACACAUCCAGAAAAUGACCAUCUCUCAGAGGUGGAGAGGACUACUGGUCACCGAUGUCAAAGGGAAAGGCAAGGGUGUCGUUGCCACCCGCAGAUUUCAGACUGGUGAGGUGGUCUGUGAUUACCAUGGGAGGGUGAUCACAGCCAAAGAGGGCCAUCACAUACACAAGAACACCAGUGAGGAGGAGACUGGACAUAUGUUCUUUUAUACAAAUCAAAAAGGGCAGCCCAUGUGCAUUGAUGCACAUUCAUCUUUUUGUGAGUGCCACCCCGAAAAGCAGACUGUUGGCAGGUUUAUCAACCACGCAAAAGCACAAGCCAACCUAAGGCCCAGGUUCUAUGCUGUGGACACAGAUGGGGAGGAAAAAGAAGUUAUUCUUUUCCUCGCAACCAGGAACAUUGAGGUCAAUGAGGAACUCCUGUUUAAUUAAGGUGCGGGCAAAAAGUCUUUUCGGGGAGAGGGCCUGGGCCUCGCUUGGCUCUCUUAGAC